Messenger RNA from Myzus persicae (green peach aphid), 2810 nucleotides. Its product is annotated as negative elongation factor E-like. Gene Ontology annotation, cellular component: NELF complex. Bases 409 to 1248 code for a protein of 279 amino acids. Gene Ontology annotation, molecular function: RNA binding. Lineage: Eukaryota; Metazoa; Arthropoda; Insecta; Hemiptera; Aphididae. Gene Ontology annotation, biological process: negative regulation of transcription elongation by RNA polymerase II. The transcript has 7 exons. The record is from RefSeq and is a predicted model, not a curated record.
UCAUGCGUAUACGUACGAUCGUUAUUUGACACAGGACUACAGGAGUGAUCGGAUCAUUUUUUGAAAAGAAGCAUGUUGAUGGUAGUUUAUGGUGCGCGCAUGCGCGUGAGGAGUGGAAUUAGCUGCAGUGAUCGGCUCAUAGAGUAAUAUUACUCUAUGGAUCGGCUCGUGUUCAUCAUCGUAGACGCUGAUAAUGGUAUCAUAUUUGUUUACUUUCCGUUAUCGUCUGCAAACGCCAAACGGAUGGAAAAAUAUCGGCUAAUGCAUUUUUUGAUUUUUCAAGCAAUAUUCAAACUGUGAUCAGUGAUCACUCAUUACUUAUUAGUGCAAUACUGCAAUAGAAGACUACGGUAGUCUUUCAGUUUUAUCGUAAAUCGCAUAUUAACAUCCGAAUAAUCGUGCGUCGAGAUGGUGUACUUACACUUUCCGACGAAUCUGACUGAAGAAGAACUCAUGCUGCAAAACAAGUAUCAAAAAUUGAGAAAAAAGAAAAAAGCAUUGCAAGUGCAAAAAACACCUCGACCUGAACCUGAGCCUUCACCUGUACUCAAUCCCAAAAGGCCCAAAGAAACAGCUCGUGAUGCAAGGGAAAUAGCGAAAAAACUAUUGAAGUCUGGUGCUAUAGGACCGAUAAAAAAAGUACCCAAUCGUACAGACCAGGAAUCUUUUAAGAGACCUUGUGGAAUGGAACGCAAAUUGUUGAUCACUACUCAGGCUUUAAGUAGCUAUCAACCCUUUUCAGCAGCUUCACCGGUCAUCAAAACUGAUGUCAUUCCAGAUAGCACUCCUAAAGCGACUCCAACCACUAAAUUCUCUAAUUUGUAUAGUAGUUUUGUUUCUUCCACUUCUAAAACCACUCCACCAGCUCCAAGCUCACCAGAACCAGUUCCCGAACAACCUACUCGUAAGGACAUCACUAUAUUUGUUGGAGGAAGUAGUUCAAUGACUGAAGAAUUUUUAAGGUCCACAUUCAGUAAAUUUGGUACAAUAAUUAAUAUAUCCAUGGAAAUAGAAAAAAAUCGAGGGUUCAUCACAUUCAACUCCCCAGAAACUGCUGAUAAAGCAGUAUCUCAAAUGAACGCCACUACAGUCUCUGGUAUUAAAUUAAAAGUUUCAAUCUCACGAAAUCAGCCUAUUGAAUUUGGCGAUAAAGGAAUUAAUUCAUGGAAUGCCAUUGCUACUAAUAAAUCACAAAAAGGAAAUCAACGAGACGAUCGAUCGCUGGUAACAUAUGAUGAUUUAUUUUAAGAACUUGUUUUUACUUAUUUUAGAUUUUAAUUAUUUAUAAUAAAGAUUUUUUAAUGAUAGACUGAGUGUUAAAAAAAUAUAUUCAUGUAAUUUAUUAUAUUGAUGUAAUUUUUAUAAACUAUUUUAUUUAAAAAAAGUAUUGCUGUUUAUUUUAUGAAUUAAUUUGUUGUAAACUAAAACAUAGAACUCAAUAACUAUGACAUUGGAAAAUAAGUUUUGUAACUACUAUUUUAGUUCACAAACACAUAGUUUAUAAUAAAAAAUAUUGCUUUGAGGUUUUAGUUAAUUAUGUAGCAAUGGAGAUUUUUAAUCUAACUAAUAUCUGUAGAUAAUCAUACAAAUUAAAAAUAAUGAUGAUAGUCUUGGAUAUAUCUCCUUAUAAAUCCAUAAUGAAACAAAACCUUCAAUAAAUAAAAUAAUAUUUGUAUCGGAAAUGCCUAAUUACUUAUAUAAAUUAAAUUUUAAAUAUUUGAUGAUUUCAUCUUUAUGAGUUGGUAUUUGGUACAUAACCGGUAUAGUUACGUGACUACUGACUUAGUAGUAGUUAUACUGUUAUAGAACUGUUAUGAUCUGAUCAAUCUUGUUUUAUUUUUGUCCAAAAUUUGUGAUUUCUUACAUUAUAAUAUGCUAAUGUAGGGAUAUAAAUAAAUUGCAUUUAAUAAUACUGGCUAUGAAUAAAUCUUAAUAGUUUAUUUCAUAAUUUCUUCUUGGACCGGUUAAACCUAACUUUAUAAAUAGGUUUAUUCUAAUCUAAAUAUUAAGAGUAAUUGAGAGCAUUUUGAAUUCACUCUGUGUUACAUCGUUAAACAUAAAAUAACGGAAUAUCAUUCAAAUUUUUAAUUAAUUAAUAAACAUUUUUUAAUAUUCGUACAAAGUUUGAAGUACCCCUAGUCAAUACAUAACCUAACCUACCUAUAUAAUAUUUGUGUUCUAACUGCCACUGUGGAGUAAAACAGUAAUUAUUUACUGUUAGCGGUUAACCUUUUUAAUGAAACAACAACUGCAAUGUGUUGCAGAAAUAGGUUAGAACAAGAAUUGAGUAAAACGAAACCGCUAGGAAAAGUUAGGUAGGUACAUAAACAAAAACCGUAAGUGUUAAGUGUUUUGAAUUUAAGCCCUAAAAAUUAUCUUUUACCAGCCGGUCAAUGACUAAAACGACUGUUGUUUAUAGAGUAAAGAUAUUUUUAACAAUCGUGCUAUACAAUAAUUGAAUAUUAAAAUAUCGAAAUGCAAAACUUAAAGAAACAACGAUCGGUUAGCAACAAUAACAAUAACGACAGUAGCGCAACAACCCCCAACAUGCGUGGGGCUACUGAUUGGGGGGAAAUUGAAAGUCCCAGUGGUGGUGGUGUAUGGUCUUCUCGUUGCCGAAGCCUAGGAUCAGUAGACCGGCGAGUAUGAUGCUCAGGAAACACAAGGCGGCUUGCAGGUCGCGCCGCUUCUCCGUAUCCUCGGGGACCACUUGCUGGACGACUUUAGUGAACAGGCUGCACACGUUCGAGUGACACAACCGGAACAGCUGACAGCUGAGCUCGGUGAUGGACGGGUCGGCGGUGGACAGG